ACGUGACCAAGAGCUGACGUGUGCAGAAGUCCUUCUUGUCCUGGUCGUUGUUCCCGUCUGAGUACCAGCUCCCUAUUGCCCUGAGGGCGGGCGGGCCUGCGGCAGAGGGAAGAGGAGGAGGAGAAGGAAAUUGUCCCGGAUCCCUGCAGGUUAGUGCCUGGGAGAUUCCAUACAGCGGGGGUGGCCGAGGGCGUAGGGCGGAGACCGUCGCGGGUCCUGAGGCGCCUCCGUCGUCUCUCCCACUCGCUGCCCGCUUUCCAAGACAUAUGUCCCGCCUGCAGCCCAUUUCGAUCAUGCAAAAAGUCUUUCCGUAGGUUGCGGUACAACACCCGGCAAGAGAAGAGGAAGGAAAUUAACCCCGAUCGGUGAAGGUCGAUUUGAGGGUCUGCUGUAGCAGGUGGCCCCGCUUGAAGCGAGGGAGGAAGUUUCCUCUGAUCAGUAGAGAUUGGAAGGUUGUUGGGCGUGGCACACCUCCAGGGAAGGGAAGAAGGGGUAAACUGCCUAUCUUGAGGAGGUCCAUCUCCAGAAUCAGCUAUUGUGGCCUUGAAGUGGCUGAAGACGAUCACCCUUCACAGACCUGCACCCAGGCACACAGCCCUCUUACCACAGCCUGAGUGACUACUCUAUUCCUUGGUCCCUGCUAUUGUCAGGGACGAUUGCAUGGGCUACGCCAGGAAAGUAGGCUGGGUGACUGCAGGCCUGGUGAUUGGGGCUGGUGCCUGCUAUUGCAUUUAUAGACUGACCCGGGGAAGAAAACAGAACAAGGAAAAAAUGGCCGAGGGUGGAUCUGGGGAUGUGGAUGAUGCUGGGGACUGUUCUGGGGCCAGGUACAAUGACUGGUCUGAUGAUGAUGAUGAUAGCAAUGAUAGCAAGAGUAUAGUGUGGUACCCACCUUGGGCCCGGAUUGGAACUGAGGCCGGGACCAGAGCUAGGGCCAGGGCAAGGGCCAGGGCUACCAGGGCACGUCGAGCUGUCCAAAAACGGGCUUCUCCCAAUUCAGAUGAUACUGUUUUGUCCCCUCAAGAGCUACAAAAAGUUCUUUGCUUGGUUGAGAUGUCCGAAAAGCCUUAUAUUCUUGAAGCAGCUCUAAUUGCUCUGGGUAACAAUGCUGCUUAUGCAUUUAACAGAGAUAUUAUUCGUGAUCUGGGUGGUCUCCCAAUUGUUGCAAAGAUUCUCAAUACUCGGGAUCCCAUAGUUAAGGAAAAGGCUUUAAUUGUCCUGAAUAACUUGAGUGUGAAUGCUGAAAAUCAGCGCAGGCUUAAGAUAUACAUGAAUCAAGUGUGCGAUGACACAAUCACUUCUCGCUUGAACUCAUCUGUGCAGCUGGCUGGACUAAGAUUGCUUACAAAUAUGACUGUUACUAAUGAGUAUCAGCACAUGCUUGCUAAUUCCAUUUCCGACUUUUUUCGUUUAUUUUCAGCAGGAAAUGAAGAAACCAAACUUCAGGUUUUGAAACUCCUUUUGAAUUUGGCUGAAAAUCCAGCCAUGACUGGGGAACUGCUCAGAGCCCAAGUACCAUCUUCACUGGGUUCCCUCUUUAACAAGAAGGAGAACAAAGAAGUUAUUCUUAAACUUCUGGUCAUAUUUGAGAACAUAAAUGACAAUUUUAAAUGGGAAGAAAAUGAACCUACUCAGAAUCAAUUCAGUGAAGGUUCACUUUUUUCCUUUUUGAAAGAAUUUCAAGUGUGUGCUGAUAAGGUUCUGGGAAUAGAAAGUCACCAUGAUUUUUUGGUGAAAGUAAAAGUUGGAAAAUUCAUGGCCAAACUGGCUGAGCAUAUGUUCCCAAAGAGCCAGGAAUAACUCCUUGAUUUUGUAGUUUAGAAGCAACACACAUUGUAAACUAUUCCUUUUCUCCACCUUGUUUAUAUGGUAAAGGAAUCCUUUCAGCUGCCAAUUUUGAAUAAUGAGUAUCAUAUUGUAUCAUCAAAGCUAAUAUUUAACCAACUUGGUCUGCAGGUUUAAGCUGGAUUAAUGAAUAUCACUACUUGUUCUGAAAACAUGUUUGUUGCUUUUUAUCUCGCUGCCUAGAUCGAAAUAUUUUUACUAUUUCCUCUGCAUAAGUGACAGUGAAUCCAUUCUUCAUAAGUAAGCUCCCUUUUGUCACUUGCAUUGAUUUCAUUUGUGUAUCAUCAAUAAAGUUGUGUGUUAAUGCUGGAAAGAAAAAAAAAGAAAGAAGAAAGAAAGAAACCAUCUUUGUCCUUCAGUUUAUAAUCUAGUUGGAGAGAUAAGAAACAUGCAAACCAAAAGAUAGCUGAGAAUAUCUGAAGCGUACACUCACUAUCAGAUAUGUGCUCUCACAGCACAGAGGAGGCAAAGGCUUCUGUGGGAUGUGCUAGUCAGCUAAAGCUUCGUGGAGCAGGUGGCCAUUGAAAACGAGUCCUGAGUGGAGCAGGGUGGUUAGGGCAUUCCAUGGGACAGGAACAAGGAGAGAAUGAUAUGAGAAAGGCACAGAGGUAGGAACCCUCUUCGUAGGACAGUCAGGAGACAAAUCUGCUUAGAGUGGAGAGUGUGAGGAGUGAGAGUAAAUACAUUUGGAAAGCUGGGUGAAACCAGCUGUGGGGAGCUGUUUGAAUAUUAUCCCAUCGAGCACUGAGAGCCAAGAAAUAUUUUUUACUAGAAAAUAUUUGGGAUCCAUUAAAAGUCCCUCUCUACUAUGGUGCAGUGUCAAUGAGGGUGUGCAAAAUGGAGCCGUUCAAAACCCUGGCCAUUUGGUAAUACAUAUGAUAAGCCUUAAAAUAUGUAAGCCCUUUGUCCUAAGGAAGUAAUUAUAUAAUUGGCCAAAGAUUGUAUGUACAAGGCUGUUCAUCCCAAGCAUUAUCUACAGUAGUAAAAAUUGGAAACAACUUAAGUAUCUAUCUAGCACACUGGAUUGGUUAAAUAAAUUAAGGAAUGGUCACACAGUAGGAUAUGAUAACUAUGCUGAUGAAAAUCUAUAUUGCCAGGAAAAGCUAUUCAUCAUGCAUUGUGAAGUAAGAAAGGUAGGCUACAAAGCAGUAUUCAGAGUAUGAUUCCAUUUUUUUGAGAAUAAUAAAACAUAUGUUUAAAAAAGACACUAAAAUCUCUGGAAUUAUAGACAUCCAAAUAGUAACAGUAGUUGUCCCUGGAUGGAAGGAUAAUGAGUGAUCUUUGCUUUUUUGCUUUUUAUUCAUCUAUGUGUUCUUAUUUAUCUAAAAUGAAUAUUGAUUUUUAGGAAAUAUUUGAAAAAGUGUUGGAAAUGAAGCAGGUGAUUCAUUGGAGCAUGUACUGAGUCGAAGAAAUAUUUAGAUUAAAAAUGAGGUGGGUUGAAGUCUCUUCUCCUAAAUGAUAGAUAAGUGGUGAAGAUCGGGCUUUUCGUGAGGAUUAAAUGAAGUAAUAUGCAUAGUACUUACAAUGUUCUGGCACAUAGCAGUUAAUUAAGAAAAGUGAGCACCCUUAAUUAUCUAGAAUGCAGGGUUGAUAGCUUUUUGGUUGACCUUUGUUUUGCUGAGGUAUUCUGCUAUGUUUCAGUGUCAUUUAAUAAAUAAUAAUAACAAUAAAGGUUCCCAUUUAUUAAGUGA
Messenger RNA from Propithecus coquereli (Coquerel's sifaka), 3536 nucleotides. RefSeq names its product armadillo repeat containing, X-linked 3 (gene ARMCX3). The record is from RefSeq and is a predicted model, not a curated record. The coding region runs from base 661 to 1800 and encodes 379 amino acids. The transcript has 5 exons. Gene Ontology annotation, cellular component: mitochondrion. Gene Ontology annotation, molecular function: protein binding. NCBI's taxonomy places the organism in Eukaryota, Metazoa, Chordata, Mammalia, Primates, Indriidae.